Cariama cristata (Red-legged seriema) is the source of this 2130-nucleotide messenger RNA. It is a transcript of the gene SLC35E2B, whose product is annotated as solute carrier family 35, member E2B. Lineage: Eukaryota; Metazoa; Chordata; Aves; Cariamiformes; Cariamidae. The transcript is spliced from 9 exons. Gene Ontology annotation, molecular function: antiporter activity. The coding region runs from base 356 to 1585 and encodes 409 amino acids. The record is from RefSeq and is a predicted model, not a curated record. Gene Ontology annotation, cellular component: Golgi apparatus.
CCAAGCGAAACAGUCUACCAACCGCUGCCACGUUUUCAUCUAUUGGUAAACAUCAGCUGCUGGUUGGUCUUGAGGGAGGAAGACUGAAUUAGUUCCAGAUGGAGAACUCUUUCAGCCCAUCUAAGGCUUUCCAGUUGAUUUAAGACAGCAGGCAGAAAAAAUGGAAUAGACCACAUGAAGAAGCAUGUGAAGUUUAUUUUUAUGCAACAUGUUAUUUGGAGGACCAAGUAGACUUUUUCAGGCCAUGGGAGAUGAAAGACUAAUCACGUGAUACUUCUGUUUCGUCGACGUGCUCUUCUGUGCUAAGUCAAUGUUGGUUUGUAUUAAGGACAAAUAUUAAUUUCUUAAUGUCAGCAUGUCGACUGUGACAAGUGCUCAGACACCGGAGGAACCUGAUCCUCCCUGCCUUGAAGAGAAGCCAAAGGGAAAAUCACUAUUUCAUUUCAGUUCGCUCUUUGCUAACAGGAGUGAAAAAUUUGAAAUUGCUAGGAGUGACAGUGUGCCAGAGGAAAACGUUCUGAAAAUAACUAUCACAGAGACUACGGUAAUUGAGUCGGACUUGGGCAUCUGGAAUUCUCAUGCUCUCAUCUACCUCACUUUGUGGUUUUUCUUCAGCUUUUGCACUCUUUUUCUUAACAAAUACAUUCUUUCGUUACUGGAAGGAGAGCCCAGCAUGCUAGGUGCUGUUCAAAUGCUUUCAACCACGUUCAUUGGCUGUAUAAAAAUGUUUGUUCCAUGCUGCUUGUAUCAACACAAAACACGUAUCUCUUAUCCACCCAAUUUCAUCAUGAUAAUGCUGUUUGUUGGAUUAAUGAGAUUUGCAACAGUAGUCUUGGGUCUUGUCAGCUUGAAAAAUGUGGCAGUUUCAUUUGCAGAAACUGUUAAAAGCUCUGCACCUAUUUUUACUGUUAUCAUGUCUCGGAUGAUAUUAGGGGAAUACACUGGAUUGCUGGUUAAUCUCUCUCUAAUUCCUGUUAUGGGUGGGCUAGCUCUAUGUACAGCUACUGAAAUCAGUUUCAACAUUCUAGGUUUCUCGGCAGCUUUAUCUACUAAUAUCAUGGACUGUUUGCAAAAUGUCUUUUCCAAAAAACUACUCAGUGGAGAUAAAUACAGAUUUUCAGCCCCAGAGCUUCAGUUCUACACAAGUGCUGCUGCAGUGGUUAUGCUUAUUCCAGCUUGGAUAUUUUUCAUGGAUGUGCCUGUGAUUGGGAAAAGUGGGAGGAGCUUCAGCUACAACCAAGAUGUUGUCAUACUUCUCUUAAUAGAUGGAGUCUUGUUCCACCUACAAAGUGUUACAGCCUAUGCCUUGAUGGGAAAAAUUUCUCCUGUGACUUUCAGUGUUGCUAGUACUGUGAAGCAUGCGCUGUCAAUCUGGCUAAGUAUUAUUGUGUUUGGUAACAAAAUUACAAGCCUCUCAGCCAUUGGGACUGUUCUAGUGACAAUUGGAGUUCUACUAUAUAACAAGGCAAAGCAGCAUCAGCAAGAGACUAUACAGAGCCUGGCAGUUGCAGCCCCGCAAUCUGCACAAAGUACAACUGAAGAUACUGAGCCACUAAUUUCCAAGGAUUUGGAACCGUAUGAUUAAUAUGGUCAUUUAUUCUUCCAGCCUAGUGUAACUCAAAGGAACUCUUCCUGAAAGUAGUUGUUUCUUCAACUGUUAAUGCUGAUUUGGUUUCUUUGAGUUCAUGGCAGGUCAAGCCUGGGACUUGAAGCAGAGAGAAAACAAUGGGAAGAAUCCAGUAAGCCUUGAUUUACUGAGAGACUGAUAUACCAAACAGAGGACCUAGUGUCAUGUAAUGUCAUAAACUUGGGCUUUAUUGUCUUUCCUUGACUGCAAAUAACAUACAAACCUAUAUAAGAGAAGGAACUUCAGUGUCUUGUGGGAAGAUGAUUCCUUCCUCCAUACCCAUCAAAAUAAUGUGAAAACGUGGACCCAUCACUGUAUUCUGCUUGCAGUGGAAUGAAAUUGGUGCAUAACUGAAAUUCCUAGUUGUUUGUUACUCUGCUCUGCCUGCAUCCUCUGUCAUUUCUGUGCGUUGUAGAGCUGGAAGAAGGAACCCCCUCCUCUCCCAACAGAUGACUUAUUCUGGUAUACAUUUAGUUGAAGCAAACUAUGGAAAUGAGCCCGUG